Trichoderma atroviride IMI 206040 is the source of this 1454-nucleotide messenger RNA. RefSeq lists its product as uncharacterized. Gene Ontology annotation, molecular function: oxidoreductase activity. The record is from RefSeq and is a predicted model, not a curated record. NCBI's taxonomy places the organism in Eukaryota, Fungi, Ascomycota, Sordariomycetes, Hypocreales, Hypocreaceae.
AUCAUCGUUUAUACCAUGGGAUUUCUCAGUGCUGGAGGAGCUUUCAUUAACCAGCUGGGGCUCAGCCCAUGGCUGGUUUAUUCUGUAGCUGGCUUUGUCUUCUAUCUUGUACUGUGCUCUUCUUUGCGGUUCCAGAGACUGAACUCGAUGCGCCGGCGCUUCAACUACCCAGAUCGUGAAUCAUUGUCCCGUAUGACGAACGAAGAUGCACAAAAGAUUGUCCACACUGUUAGCGUCUAUGAGUUUCCCCUCCUUUACGACCUGGCCCUUAAAUACGCGAUUUUCAAGUCUUACGCCAUUGAUCAAAUCGGUAAUCUCUUAAACAGAGUCAGUGAUCUUUCUCGACCCACGGAAGCUUCUAAACGAUAUGAUGAUACUUCUGUGUUACUUACCAGCUACGUCACUUUUGCCCCAGGGUCGGACACCCUAGCACACAGUAUUGCUCGGACAAACUUCAUGCACAAUCCGUACUUGCAGUCUGGUAAGAUUAAGAAUGAAGACAUGUUGUACGUCCUCUUUGACAACAUGUAUGAGCCGGUGCGCUUCAUGAAACUCUAUGAGUGGCGAGAGCUGUCGGAUAUGGAGGUAGCAGCCUUCGCUACCGUGUGGAGGUACCUUGGCGACAUGUUGGAAAUUGACUUCAAAGCCGAGCUAGGAAAAGACGAGUGGAAGGAUGGUAUUGAAUUCUUCGACGACAUGGUCAUCUGGGCCAAGGACUUCCAAAUGAAGCACUUGGAGCCCUCACCAAGUAUCACUAAUCUUGGUGAAACAUUGAGAGAUUUGCUCUUGUCGGCUUAUCCUGAGUUCAUGCGAGGACCUAUGAACAAAAUCCUCAUGGUCCUCGUGGGCGAGCGCCUGCGCAAUGUCUUUGGUUUUGAUGAACCCGGAAUGCUGGAGUCAUCCUUUACAUACACUUUCCUACUUGUACGAAAAUUUGUCUUACGCUAUCUCACUCUGCCUCGCAUAUUCCCCGAGCAAUACAUCAGCCAGCCUGACGCGGUGACGGGGCGUAUUCAGCACUAUAAGUGGCUCAAGGAUCCUUGGUAUACGCCUGCUACUUUCUGGUCUCGCUGGGGUCCCGAAGCUUGGUUCCGGCGCGCAUUCGGCCUCAAAAUUGCUGGAGAUGGCGGGGACGUGAUGAGACCAGGCGGCUUUUUGUUCGAGGAUAUCGGGCCUCGCAACAAGAUGGGUAAAGGAGUGGAGGAGACUGCUCAUCUAGCAAGAAUUGCUCAUACAAGAGUGGCUGCUGGAGGCUGUCCUUUUGCGCUACCAAGGAAGUCUUGAGCCAGUUCGUGAGAAACCUGGCUGUUUUGUCAUUUCAUCUAGACUAAACUCAUGGAAAGUCAACAUCGCAGGCGAACUCUUUGCUUGCAUAUCCCUAGGUGGGAAUGACAGGCAUAGUAUGCAAUUGAUCAAAUAAAUAGAGAAGAAAUAAUAUACUCUUUCUUAUCUCA